Messenger RNA from Cydia pomonella (codling moth), 1844 nucleotides. RefSeq lists its product as uncharacterized. Gene Ontology annotation, molecular function: zinc ion binding; nucleic acid binding. The coding region runs from base 202 to 1086 and encodes 294 amino acids. The transcript is spliced from 2 exons. The record is from RefSeq and is a predicted model, not a curated record. Lineage: Eukaryota; Metazoa; Arthropoda; Insecta; Lepidoptera; Tortricidae.
UUCCAUAUUGUUAGGUUUAAGAUAUCGGGUAGAUAAGAUUCUCACGUCAGCCGGUUGCAGCCGGCAACAGUCCUGUCAGUCGGAAUAUAGAUAUACGAUAAACGGCCGUGUCUCAUUUCUCGGCACCCUUUUCCCUCCAAAAUAACAGUGGCGACGAUUUAACGGAUUUUACGCGUGUGUUGGUUUUAUUCGGUGUUAAUCAUGGCUAAAAUGUCAGUUGGAUUUUUGAGUGUGUUUAAUCACGAAGAACAGGAGUGGUUAUUAUAUAAGGGCCGCCUUGAACAAUGGUUUAUAGCAAAUGACAUAAGCGAGGACACGGACAAAUCGGGCGCAAAACGUCGGGCUAUUUUAUUAAGUAGUUUAGCAGAGCCGACGUACCGACUCGUAAAAAAUCUCGCGCUCCCUGCCGAGGUGGGAUCGCUCGAGUUAGCAAAGUUAACGGGCCUUCUCGACGGCCAUUUUAAAACUGGAAAGUGCGGGUUCGCGGAACGUUUUAAAUUUUACGCGGCCGUGCAAUCUUCGAGCGAGUCGUUAGCGGAUUGGGCGGCGCGAGUUCGUGGUUUAUCAUUGCAUUGCAACUUCGUGGCGGCAAGUUUAGAGGAGUCGCUGCGAGAUCGGUUCGUGCUGGGCAUGGCUGGAGGCCCAGAGCGGGACCGGUUAUUCAGAGAACCUCUGGAGGAGCUCACACUAGCGAAGGCACUGCAGUUAGCGGAGAGCAUCCGCUGCGCAAGAGAAGGUGCGCAGCAGACGACGGUGCGCGACGCAGCGGAUGUGCACAAGGUGUCGGCGCGGGCGGCCGGCCCGCCGCAGCACGCCACCACGACCGCGACUAGGCAGAACGGGGUUCCGCAGGCGAGCACCUCGCGGGAUCAAAAGGGUUCUGUACAGUGUUCAGUGUGCGGAUAUUUUAACCACGAGGGAAAGAAGUGUAGAUUUAGAAAUGCGUCGUGCAAAUUAUGUGGUGUCAAGGGGCAUUUAAUGCGCGUUUGUACCGCGAAGAAUGUGCCAUCUAAUCACCAUUUCCUACAAUGUUGCACGGAUGAAGCCGAUAAGGUGUUCGCAGAUGCAACAGUACCGUGGCAGUAGGAACAUUACUUUUAAGCCGAAUGACGUAGUUAUAGUGAAAGUGUACAAGGGACAAAGAGCGUUUUGGUCUAAAGCAUUGGUGAAGAAACAAUUAGGGAGAUCGACGUAUUUGGUUCAAUGUGAACAAUCAGACCGCUUAAUAAAACGACAUAAAAAUCAAAUAUACAUGUAUAGGGGGGAGGAAGAUGCCAUGGGGCAAACUGAACCGGAAAACCAAGAUGUUGCCCGACCGGGGCAAAAACCCUUGGCCCCCGAUAACAUGCCAGCUAUAGUUAUAGAGGCUGCUCCAUCAAAUACUCCACAAGUGUCAGCGGUACCAUCAGCUGUGGCAGCCCCAAUGGCGCUCUGUAACCUGCCCGCUCCGGCUACGACACCAACGUCAUCGACCACGACAGAGUUAGAGGAAUGGACCGAUUGUCCAGAAGCACAGGAACCUGGUAUAAGUGAUUCUGUCAAUGUCCACACGCCGACACUACCGGCAUCGGAGUCGGUGCCUGAUGAACCGGCGGGACCAAACGCGGCCCCGAGAAAGACUAAACGCGCUCGGAACCUGGUGGAUUAUAGACAAUUUUUCUAAUUUAACUUCUUUUGGUUGUUUAAAACUAUUGGUGGAGGGAUGUUAGGUUUAAGAUAUCGGGUAGAUAAGAUUCUCACGUCAGCCGGUUGCAGCCGGCAACAGUCCUGUCAGUCGGAAUAUAGAUAUACGAUAAACGGCCGUGUCUCAUUUCUCGGCACCCUUUUCCCUCCAAAAUAACACA